Molecule: messenger RNA, 1981 nt
Organism: Lynx canadensis (Canada lynx)
Lineage: Eukaryota; Metazoa; Chordata; Mammalia; Carnivora; Felidae
Gene: PGD
Product: phosphogluconate dehydrogenase
Exons: 13
Coding region: 116-1567 (483 amino acids)
Biological process (GO): pentose-phosphate shunt; pentose-phosphate shunt, oxidative branch
Cellular component (GO): cytosol
Molecular function (GO): NADP binding; phosphogluconate dehydrogenase (decarboxylating) activity
Source: RefSeq, a predicted model, not a curated record
GGCCGCGGCCAGAGCCUGGGGGCCGAAGCAGGAGCGGGGCUCCUCCUCUGUCGCCGCUCCGCGCGCUCUCAGCUCUCCGGUUCUGUCCGCUCCUGCCCGGUCCGUCGCCGCCGCCAUGGCCCAAGCUGAUAUUGCACUGAUUGGACUGGCUGUCAUGGGCCAGAACUUAAUUUUGAACAUGAAUGACCAUGGCUUCGUGGUUUGUGCUUUCAAUAGGACGGUCUCCAAAGUGGAUGAUUUCUUGGCCAACGAGGCAAAGGGAACCAAGGUGGUCGGUGCACGCUCCUUGGAGGAGAUGGUCUCCAAGCUGAAGAAACCGCGGCGCAUCAUACUGCUGGUGAAGGCUGGCCAAGCCGUUGAUGAUUUCAUUGAAAAACUGGUACCAUUGUUGGACACUGGUGACAUCAUCAUUGAUGGAGGAAAUUCUGAAUAUAGGGAUACCACAAGACGAUGUCGAACCCUCAAGGCCAAGGGAAUCCUGUUUGUGGGGAGCGGAGUCAGUGGCGGAGAGGAAGGGGCCCGCUAUGGCCCCUCACUUAUGCCAGGAGGGGACAGAGAAGCCUGGCCCCACAUCAAGACCAUCUUCCAAGGCAUCGCUGCAAAAGUAGGAACUGGGGAACCGUGCUGUGACUGGGUGGGGGAUGAAGGAGCGGGACACUUCGUGAAGAUGGUGCACAACGGGAUAGAGUACGGGGACAUGCAGCUCAUCUGUGAGGCCUACCACCUGAUGAAAGAUGUGCUGGACAUGGGGCAUGACGAGAUGGCGAAGGCAUUUGAAGAAUGGAAUAAGACCGAGCUCGACUCGUUCCUGAUUGAAAUCACGGCCAACAUCCUCAAGUUCCAAGACAGCGACGGCAAACACCUGCUGCCGAAGAUCAGGGACAGCGCGGGGCAGAAGGGCACAGGGAAGUGGACUGCCAUCUCAGCCCUGGAGUACGGCGUUCCUGUCACCCUCAUCGGAGAGGCAGUUUUUGCUCGGUGCUUAUCAUCUCUGAAGGACGAGAGGGUUCAAGCCAGCCAAAAGCUGAGGGGUCCCCAAAAGAUCCAGUUUGAAGGUGAUAAGAAAUCAUUCCUGGAGGACAUUCAGAAGGCCCUGUAUGCUUCCAAGAUCAUCUCGUACGCGCAAGGCUUUAUGCUGCUGAGACAAGCCGCCACGGAAUUCGGCUGGACCCUCAACUACGGUGGCAUCGCCCUGAUGUGGAGGGGGGGCUGCAUCAUCAGGAGCGUGUUCCUAGGAAAGAUAAAAGACGCAUUCGAUCGGAACCCACACCUUCAGAAUCUACUACUGGAUGACUUUUUUAAGUCUGCUGUUGAAAACUGCCAGGACUCCUGGCGGCGGACGGUGAGCACCGGUGUCCGGGCGGGCAUCCCCAUGCCCUGCUUCACCACCGCCCUCUCCUUCUACGACGGCUACAGACACGAGACGCUGCCCGCCAACCUUAUCCAGGCUCAGCGGGAUUACUUCGGGGCUCACACUUACGAACUCUUAGCCAACCCCGGACGGUUUGUCCACACCAACUGGACAGGCCACGGUGGCAGCGUGUCGUCCUCUUCCUACAAUGCCUGACCGGACUGGUCACCCGCCACGAUUCCACAGAUUGGGACAUUCCACUUGGCCACACGACACCGCUUACGCAGCCCUCUGCCCCACAGCCCACUGCGCAGACCUUUUAAAAUAAAGUCUCACAAGGGACUCCUGAAAAAGUCGGCAUGAGUUUACUUGUAACGUAGCUCUUUGAGACCCGCCAUGCCCUCGGCCCCCGCCCCUUGGGGCGACCCGGAGGGGACCAUGUGCGCGGUAGCGUGAAUCAGCUCCACGUGGCACCUGUGGUCGGGGCGGGAGGCAGCGCAAUCUUCCCGGCUAGAGGCGCACGUAGAUGGGAAGGGUUUCUGUGGAGUCCGCUCAAACUGGAACCUUUGUAUCACGUAGUAGAAUUCCCAGCUUUCUCUACUUAAUAAAAGAUACAUUCUAUCUGUGCUU